AUGCGGCUGCUCGUGAUGCUAUCCCGGGUUUCGCUGUUGGUUUCGGCCGGGACCAUCCCCAAGCCGCACAGCAAACGAGCCGAUGCCUGCGGCUCUGUUCGCGAUCAACUCAGGAGCGCUCCCCAGAACAAACAGCCAUCACCACCGCCAAACUCAUCUUCGCCGACAAACGCAACAUUGCCGAAACCACAGGCCCUGAUCCCCGGCCAAGCUGCGCACGACUGCCUCAGGUCGCUUCCCUUUGACUUCCUCGGCGCCAGGGCGUUCUUGAGCGGGCUGCAGAAGUAUGUUGAGUUCCAGUCCACGAUCGAGGCUCUGCGGGACCCCCCCGACUCGUACGCUUCCGAGCCCGUCGACAUCUUUGGGGGCUUGGAGCAGAUUGGCGGCAACAACUACGAAAGUCUGUAUGAUUUCAACGUCGACCUCAAGGCGCUCUUCACCUCGGCCCACGACGGCCACUUCGGCAUCACGCCUUGCACCUCGGAUAUUUUCAGGUUCCAGCGGGAUCAUGAUGGCAUUGUGUCUGUGUCCGAGGAUGGUCUGGCACCGCCCGAGCUGUUUGCCUUUUCCGAUAUCGAAGCGUCCCAGAAAGGCAAGGCAAGCAUCUCGCCGAUUGCAGAGAUAAACGGACGAGAUGCUCUCGAGUAUCUGCAGGACCUUGCCCGCAUGUCUUCAAGCCAGGACCCGGACUCGCGGUGGAACGAGCUGUUCCGCUCGCCGUCGUGGCUUGCUGCCCAGACAAUACAUCCGGCCGGAUCCUUCAUCGAGAACGACGGGGCCUGGCCGGGGGCCGGCAAGACGACCGUCAGGUUCACCAACGGCUCAUCCGUCGACAUCGAAACACUGGCAGGGCCCUUUGGCAAGGAUGCUUUCAACGGCUCUUCGGCAGACGAGGUCCUUGCCACCUACUGCCGUCCGCCGCCGCCGGGCCCUCCCUCUCCUCCGCCGCCACCCGAUGGACCCUUUGACAGUGGAAUCCCAGGGUACCCGGAGCCCAUUGCCCGCGAUCCGCACAACGAGGUCAGCGGAUACUUUCUGGACAACGAGACGGCCGUCAUGGUCAUUUCUUCGUUUGGCGGGUCCGAGAAGCCUGAAGACUACUCGCUCACCUAUGCCAACGUGGCCAAGGACAUUAUCGCCAAGGCCAAGGCCUCGGGCCGCAACAAGCUCAUCCUGGAUGUGUCGGGCAACGGGGGCGGGUCGCCGAUCCGGUUCCUCAACAUAUUCAAGGUCUUGUUUCCCGGCCAGUUUCCCUUUGACGCUCUUCGGUUUCGGCGGAGCCCGGCAACGGAUAUCCUGACCAAGGUCUUUGGAGCCCUCAACCGCACCGACGCGGCCAGUCUUCAAACAGGCCUGGCAUUCCCAGCCAUGGUGGCCCCCGACCAGGUGCACGGCUUCCAGACGGCAUCUGACAUUCUGGGAGACGAGCGGCCGCAGCUCGGGGUCGAGGUUUCAGCCGUCUACACAUUGAACUUCACUCUCGCGUCGACCGAGCAGGAUCCCCUGGAAGGCUUCGUUCCCCCGAGCACAACGUUUGACACGGCGCCGUUCAAGCCAGAGGAUAUCCUGGUAGUGGGCAACGGCUUCUGCCACUCAUCCUGCGCCGGCUUCGUCAACAUCAUGGCCAACGUCGGCGGCGUCAAAACGCUGGCUUUCGGCGGCCGCCCCCAGAACGGGCCCAUGCAGAUCAUGGGCGGCGUCCGCGGCGGCCAGCAAAUCUUGAGCGACGAGAAGCUGCUUGCCGGAAAGCCCCCGCCGCUGUCUCCCGAGGAGCUGGACCUUGCUGACAAGAGGAUGCCGCCGCCGCUGCCAGGCUUGCCGUUCAAGUUUGAGUUCCAAGCAGCCUCCUGCCGCUUGUUCUACACCCGGGAAAACAUCAUGGAUCCGAAAACAAGCUGGACCGCCGCCAAGGAGGCCAUCUGGGGCGGCGGCAAGUGUGUCGAGGGAUCGGCUGGCGUGGCUGGUGGAGGACGGGAAUUCAAACCCCAGCGUUAA
Hirsutella rhossiliensis is the source of this 1995-nucleotide messenger RNA. Its product is annotated as peptidase S41 family protein ustP. The transcript is spliced from 3 exons. The record is from RefSeq and is a predicted model, not a curated record. Lineage: Eukaryota; Fungi; Ascomycota; Sordariomycetes; Hypocreales; Ophiocordycipitaceae. Bases 1 to 1995 code for a protein of 664 amino acids.